AAGAGAAGUGGGCGAUCAGAUCUUCUGUUAGGCGAAGAUAGUAGUAGUGUGCGGCAUGGAUAGAGAAUACGAGCGAUGCUAGAACCAGGCAAACAUGGCUGCUCUAAGGAAUGGUUUAUUGUUAUGUUCGAAUUUUCUUUCAAGUAGCACAAAAUUUGCAGCAUGCGAGUUCCAGCAAAUACGUAACAAAUAUGUUGGUCGGUGGAUGAUUCGUGAUCUUAAACGAAGAAAAAUGGCAGAAGACUGUGCGGAAGAACGACUGCGACUUUUAGCUAUGAAAAGAAAUAACAUUUUGCCAUUGGAAAUUCGAGAAGAAAUUAAUCAACAAUUUGAUAAGAUAAUUCCACGCCAGACAGCUUUAAGACAAUUAACAGCACGGUGUGUACUAACUUCUCGUGGACAUGGUGUCGUCUAUAGGUGGAGAUUAUCAAGAAUUAUGUUCAGGGAGUUGGCUGAUUCUAACAAGUUAUCUGGUGUACAACGUGCAAUUUGGUAGAGAUUAUAUGUACAAUGGUGUUUCAGUUCUUUUGUUGAAAAAAUGUGAAAUAAAUACAACAUAAUUAAUGUAUCAGCUUGUAAAAAAGAACUUCUGAUAAAGUAAGAAGAAAUUCUUUUUUAUAAGGAGCUAAUACUAAAAACACAGUCUUAAACUUAUUGUUAAGAGAUAUGUUUCUAAAAACAUUUCAUGUUAUAAAGAAGACAUUAGCCCAGUAAAAUACUUUAGGAUUAGCGUA
Molecule: messenger RNA, 734 nt
Organism: Bombus impatiens (common eastern bumble bee)
Lineage: Eukaryota; Metazoa; Arthropoda; Insecta; Hymenoptera; Apidae
Gene: mRpS14
Product: 28S ribosomal protein S14, mitochondrial
Exons: 3
Coding region: 95-496 (133 amino acids)
Biological process (GO): translation
Cellular component (GO): ribosome; mitochondrial small ribosomal subunit
Molecular function (GO): structural constituent of ribosome
Source: RefSeq, a predicted model, not a curated record